This is a messenger RNA of Prinia subflava (tawny-flanked prinia), 897 nucleotides long. RefSeq lists its product as uncharacterized. The transcript is spliced from 8 exons. Bases 1 to 897 code for a protein of 298 amino acids. Gene Ontology annotation, biological process: regulation of cell population proliferation. The record is from RefSeq and is a predicted model, not a curated record. Lineage: Eukaryota; Metazoa; Chordata; Aves; Passeriformes; Cisticolidae.
AUGGCAGCCAAGGUCUUAGGCAUAAGCUCACAGGGUUUUGUUUCUUCCUUUCUUGCUUUCCAAGGAGUCCAAGUGAACCUGGGAUCAUGCAUUACCCUCAAUGUCCUGAGAGUCGUGGAUCUGAAGUACUGCAGUGGCAAUGGCAAUGGACAAUCUCAGCAGAUUCCCGGCGACAUCGGCAACCACACGUCACAGCAGGUCAUCAUUGCUGGCCAGUCCCAAAUUGUGACCAUCAACAGGCAAUGGCAGGUGGCAAUCAUUGAGAAAACCACCGGCAGCGGGUCCUGGAAAACCAUCUGGAACUACAACACGGGUGUCAUUGCAACCAGAGUCAUGCAACAGAACGCCUGCUACAUUUCCAUCAUGAACAGAAAUGAGAUGCCCAGCUUCAAUAAUCUGGCCCGCCUGGCACAGGAGAGCAGGAACCAGAUUGGUCUUGGAAGACCUACCAAGAAGAUCACCUUUGUUGCCAAUGGACUGGUCAACAACCUCAGUUCUUAUGGAGCAGACAUCUUCUCUAUGUGCAGUGGAGUCACCACCUACAUGGCUUACGAAGUUCACGAGCAAAGGAGCAACCGCUUCUCAUGGAAAACCGUCUGGAACUACAACACGGGCAUCAUUGGAACCAAAGUGGUGCAAGAGAGAACUUGCUACAUUUCCACCAUGAACAGAAAUGAGAUGCCCAGCUUUGAUGCUCUUGUCAGAUACGCUCCAGAGAACAAGAACCAGGUCAGUCUUGGAAGACCUACCAAGAAGAUCACCUUUGUCACCAAUGGAUUGGUCAACAACCUCAGUUCUUACGGAGCAGACAUCUUCUCUAUGUGCAGUGGACUCACCACCUACAUGGCUUAUGAAGUUCACGCUGACACAGUCCAGGAGCAGAAGGCAGAGGAGUGA